Umbelopsis ramanniana AG is the source of this 1130-nucleotide messenger RNA. RefSeq lists its product as uncharacterized. NCBI's taxonomy places the organism in Eukaryota, Fungi, Mucoromycota, Umbelopsidomycetes, Umbelopsidales, Umbelopsidaceae. Bases 50 to 982 code for a protein of 310 amino acids. The record is from RefSeq and is a predicted model, not a curated record. The transcript has a single exon.
CAACAAUAAUAUUCAACUUUGUUCACCUCAUUCAAACCCUGGUGUCCGGAUGGAUCAGUCCAGUCGCGUACAUCGCAGUGGCCGUUCUUUUAUUACUGAGGAAUGGGAGGGUUUGCAUACGCGAUCGCAAGACACGCGGCGAACCAGAGGUACGCAGGCCUCCAGAGGUCGUGGGCGGCCUAACCUUGCUCGAGCUAGAAGUUCAGUGCCCACUACCACUGAUACAGUCGGUUCCUCGUCCAAUCGUACCAAUAUCAGCAAUAACUUAAUUACACCGCCAACUACACCAACUGGUCGUUCCGGCGGUGGAUUACAUGGAGCAUCGAUAUCUACGCCUCUCACUAGCCCUAACGCGCAUAACAACACAAGUAGGAAAAGCCCCAAACGAUCACCGGUUUUACCUCGAAGUUUUAGCAACGGGUCCCCAUUACAUCCUUCUCGACAUUCUUCAUCUACUUCCUCAUCAUCUUCUCGAUCUCAAUCUCCUCCGCCUGCAGGAUACGACUGCUUGCAGCGUAUGGCGGGUUCACCCCUAAAGCGGGCAAGAACCGAUUUGUCUUGGCUUGAUGAAAUUCAUCACCAGCAGGAGCAGCCUAUGCCCAUUAGACGGCGGUCCCUAUCCCGAAGAUCCCCAUCCUCUCCAGGCACCACGGCCAUUUUAAUGAGAGGAGGAGGCGGCUCAUCGUCAUCGCAAUCGUUUCCACCUAAAUUGCUUCGUGCAGCCAGUUUUAAUGGUUUGGAUCGAUAUGUGGAACAUCAUCAUCACACAACACGAUCACUGAAACGCCCUACUUCCCCACAAAUGGAGCUGAGAGCUAUAUCUGAUUUGCCGGUGUCAAAGAUGGAGCCUAAUCCUUUCAUUGCUAUUGCAGAACCUAAACGUGAAGCCGUCGAGACCAUUGACCCCUACGAUUUUGAUCACCUUCCUCGUGCCCGUAUGGAUCAUUUAACCGGUGAAGUAGAAGACCUCAAAAUCUGCUAGGCAGUUAACGUCCCAGCCGUUUUUAUUUCCCUUCGACCUUUUCUCAUAUAUGUAUUCGUAUAUAUAUCUUGCUCACGUAACCAUGUAUCCAUGCUAAUACAUAUGUGUAAACUUCUUUCUCUCAAAGAUAGAUACACUUCAGGUUACG